AUGCUACUAGGAAAACCUCAAUUGCUCAACUAUUUGAAAAUUGAUUUUUAUACUACCAAUGGAUCAAAAUUGAAUUCAAAGUCAGCAGCAACACAGAGCUGCAACAAAGGUACAGUUGCGCAAAUAGUGCAUAAUUCAAAUAUCAGCUGCGAUGUUGUCAAUUCUUUGUCUCCUACGAAUGAACAAAAUUUUCGAUCAACGAUUGAUCAUCAGAUGCUCUUCAACCAAAAUUCUCAUCAGCCGAUUACUCCAAUCAAUCAUAGAAGACCAUCUGCAUCAGAGAUACUUAGUCAAACCAAAAACAAUGCAAUGCUCAAUGAUCCAUUUGCUGCUCAAAUAUAUCUCCAGUUAUUCAGAUUGUUAGACGAAAAAUCUUUCAGAACAACAUCACUGGCUAAUUUCUUGGUCUUUCUUGAAAAUACCAAAUUGCUUAUCGAUAGCUUGCUUCAUCACAAGCAAUCUGAUAUUGAUAUGAAAUCUAUGAUGAUAUUUAGUCCAAUUAUUAACAUUACCGAUUCACCUGGCAAACAUCAGUCUUCCAAAAAGCCAUCCAAUAGAAGUAUAUUACAUUUCAAGUUUUACAAAGAAGUUUUCAAUCGAAAUAAUCUACAGAAUAAAACCAUCAUCUUCAGCAAUAAAUAUCAUCAGGAUGAGCCCAUCAAUAUCUUUGUAAUCAGAACUUCGGUUGGUGAACCAAGUUUAAAAAUGUGGCCAUUUUGCCCAUUCCCAUUUGUUCCAAUCAUGAUUGAUUGA
This is a messenger RNA of Ascoidea rubescens DSM 1968, 753 nucleotides long. RefSeq lists its product as uncharacterized. NCBI's taxonomy places the organism in Eukaryota, Fungi, Ascomycota, Saccharomycetes, Ascoideales, Ascoideaceae. The transcript has 5 exons. Bases 1 to 753 code for a protein of 250 amino acids. The record is from RefSeq and is a predicted model, not a curated record.